AUGGGUAUCACAGGAUCCUUACCAUUGAGAUGGUCAAACCCGGCCAAGAGUGGUGUCAAGAUGGGUUCAACAGAUUCAAAAGGUAUGUCUCUGUCCAAGCUGACUUUCAUGUUCCUCAUUUAUUUUCUGUGUCCUUGGGAUGUUGACAAUUGCUCCAAACAUCCUCAACUUGUGCCAACAAUCCCGAUCCCAAACCAUUCGCAUGUGUCAAGCAGUGUAACGACUACAACAUUGAUCGGGUCAAGCCAAUUGAAAAGUCUUGGUUGUAGAACGGACUCUUCUUGUAUCAUCAAUGUUGAUCACCAUUCUGAAGGCUCAAAACAUGUCAACCAUAUUCGAUGUUCCAUUGAUUCGGGUGUAACACACUUGGGUCUUAAGUGCAGCAGAGAUUCCAAUACAUCGAAUGUAUCAAUCCCUGUAAAGAGGUGCAGAGGACCUGAAUCAGGACCCAAAUUUACACAAUCUUCCAAUGUGCAAACCCUUGUUUGCAACCUUAUAGUUUUUGUUACGAACUGCUCGUUCGGUAACCUCAAGAGUAGGAGGUUCUUCCCUAGGUCACUCGUGGAGGAUGUGUGGAACGGUGGUCUCGACUGUACGUGUAGCACAGGAGCCAGAGGUGUAUUGCGAUAUAGCAAUGAAGGCUGUAGUAGGAAGACUACAGUGGAUGAAGUAGACAGUGUGAAGACUGCCUAA
This is a messenger RNA of Heterobasidion irregulare TC 32-1, 693 nucleotides long. RefSeq lists its product as uncharacterized. The transcript has 2 exons. NCBI's taxonomy places the organism in Eukaryota, Fungi, Basidiomycota, Agaricomycetes, Russulales, Bondarzewiaceae. The record is from RefSeq and is a predicted model, not a curated record. The coding region runs from base 1 to 693 and encodes 230 amino acids.